UGGCAGCUGGCUCCCCCUCCCCUUCCCGCUCCAGCUGCCCGGAGCACUCCGACGCCAUCGCCCGCUUCUCCCUCCCUCCCUUGGGGGGCGGGGGCUAUGGAGGUCUCCAUCCCGUCCUUUCGCUACGAGGAGAGCGACCUGGAGAGAGGAUACACGGUCUUCAAAAUAGAAGUGCUCAUGAGUGGAAGAAAACAUUUUGUGGAAAAAAGAUAUAGCGAGUUUCAUGCUCUGCAUAAAAAGCUCAAGAAAUUCCUAAGAACUCCAGAAAUCCCUUCCAAGCAUGUUAGAAACUGGGUCCCCAAAGUCCUGGAGCAAAGACGCCAAGGUUUGGAAGCGUAUUUACAGGCUGUGAUUUUAGAAAAUGAAGAGCUUCCAAAAAUAUUUCUUGAUUUCCUAAACGUGCGGCAUUUGCCCUCUCUUCCAAAGGCAGAAAGUUGCGGGUCAUUCGAUGAAACAGAAUCAGAAGAGUCGAGCAAACUGUCCCACCAGCCUGUGCUGCUGUUCCUAAGGGAUCCAUAUGUCUUGCCUACAGCCAACGAUGAUUUUCCCAACGUAGUUAUUGAAGGAGUUCUCCAUGGGGUUUUUUAUCCUCAUCCACAGGCUAGGUAGAAAUCCUGUGGGGCCAAAGGAAGCCGAAGCAAGUUUCAAAGUCAUAGUCAAGAAAUCAGCAUCAACCUCAUUACCAAACCCCUGUGACCUACCAGCUCAGCAGGAAAAGCUUGGUCCCAACUAAUUCCAGGCAGUGGGUGUUUCUGUUCAAAUGGGGCUUGUCCCAAAUUCUAGUGGUGGGAGGAACAUUCUAAUGGUGGGAGGUGGGCAUAGCUGACCGUGCAAGAGCACAGAAAAAAAAGAGCCCCCACCCCCCACCUAAUAUUGCUCGUAUGAUGUGGCAAAAUAGUCUGUUUCAGUAACAUCAUGCUAAAGGAGUCAUACACUGAACACUAAUACUACUAACUGAGGUAGAUAAGCUUUUCUAACCUCCUUCUGUAAUGGAUUUAACUUAAACUAGCCCUUAGUACUGUACAACUUUUCCCAGUUUCGUCCAUCGCUGGCAGUGGGUACAGCGGAAGGGCUGGCUCCGAAGAGAAUCAUUACGAGGACACUGCAGUAAAUAAAUGAAAAGGGAACGGAGGAAGUGAUUGGGCUGGAAAUGUUUAAUGCCUCAGAAAUAUUGUGGAAUUCUAAACUUACCAUUCCUAUCUUUGUGACACCUGCUUGGUGGUCUUUAGGUGUUUCAGUUAGAAAUCACUUUCAUUCAUGCUUCUUCAAAUGGGUGGGUACUGAGCUCCCCUGUGGCAUUAUAUAUAGAAGCAAUUUUAACACUGAAAUCAUGCGGACCUCACUCUGUGAUUACUUCUAAUCAUUGUCUCGAAAUCUCUGCCCACUCCCCACAGCACGCCUUCUAAAAUGGGGGUUUUGAAAAAAAUAUAUAUAUACACGCCCCUGAGGGGAAGACAAGCAGGAUUAACAAAAUCCUAUCAGCCUGAAAUAAUGGAGCACUCACUAAUUGCUUGUGUAUAACUGGAUAUUGGGCUGUAAAAUAAACUGAAAUACAAGAAUAUA
Molecule: messenger RNA, 1563 nt
Organism: Tachyglossus aculeatus (Australian echidna)
Lineage: Eukaryota; Metazoa; Chordata; Mammalia; Monotremata; Tachyglossidae
Gene: SNX24
Product: sorting nexin 24
Exons: 7
Coding region: 97-609 (170 amino acids)
Molecular function (GO): phosphatidylinositol phosphate binding
Source: RefSeq, a predicted model, not a curated record